CAGACAGUGGAGAAAUCUGCCCGAAAAAGACGCGGAGGACGGACGGAUGGCGGGGCUGCUGCCGCUGCUUCCAGCCCGGACAGACCGGACCGCCUCCGAGGCUUCUUGAACGGCUCCGCGCGCAUUCCUCCACCUUCAGCGGACUUUCUGCGCUGCUCUCUGCGGGACUCAGCGUGCGGCGGCCGGGCUGCUCCCUGCCGGAUUAACGCUUAACUGUUUGCACGUCUUUCCACCUGAACGCAGAUCGGGGCGGCUUCGUGCGUCUGGAGGUCGGAGCGUCACCGGCAUCAUCAUGCUGCCAGGCCCUGGGAGGUGUGACGGGCGUCCCGGCGCCGCUGUCCGGUACCUGGUGUCCGCCUGUCUGCUGUCCCUGCUGCUGUACCUGCCGGAGGCUCGAGCAUCUUAUUACCCUCAGAGCGGAGAGUGCAAAGGCAAAGGGAAGGACUGCACAGAUCUCUCAGAGAAGAAGAGCGACCUGAGGGUCUGCGAUGACUCCACCUGCAGGUUCGGAGGUGUCUGCCGGGACGACGGCGCUCAGCUGAAGUGUGUCUGCCAGUUCCAGGUACAUGAAAUCAUUUUAUUCUUCUUCUGUCUAGAUCCUGGUUCUGGUUCAGGAGACGGAGACGAUGAUGAGGGUUCAGGCUCUGAUGUUGGGAAGAAGUUCACCAAGUGCAGCACAUGUAAAUAUGGAGCCGAGUGUGACGAAGACUCGGAGGACGUCUGGUGCAUAUGUAACAUCGACUGCAGCGGUCACAAUGAAAACCCGGUUUGUGCCACAGACGGAAACUCCUACAACAACCCCUGCCUGGUCCGAGAGGCGUCGUGUAUGAAGCAGGAGCAGAUCGACGUCAAACACCUGGGCAGGUGCCCCGCUGAUAAAGAAAAACUGGGGAAGAAAGACGACAGCAGCCCUUUCAAAGUCAAAGUCUUAGAGACCACAGGUCUGGACCACGGAGACGGUUUCUACGCCGGCAUGCCCAUCCCCUGCGCCGACAGCUACGCCGGCUUCUGUGUUCACGGGAAAUGUGAGAUCAAAUACAACAUGGCAACCUGCAGAUGUGAUGCAGGAUACAAAGGUUCCCAGUGCGACGAGCCGCAGGACUUCAACAUCCUCUACGUGGUUCCCAGCGGACAGAAGCUGCACUACGUCCUCAUCGCCGCCAUCAUCGGUGCCGUGCAGAUCGCCAUCAUCGUCGCCGUGGUGAUGUGCAUCACGAGGAAAUGUCCGAAAAACAACAGAGGCCGUCGGCAAAAACAGAACCUCGGACACUUUUCGUCGGACACUAACUCCCGGAUGGUAUAGCCGUGUUGGCUGGUGGUUCUUUUUGAUAAGUUUUUUCUUACGGCGCGGGAAAUACCAUUUUUUAACAGUAGGUGUGGUAAUAAUUUCUUUUUUUUUUUUUCUCCUGGGAAAACCAUUAAAAAGAAGAAUAUUUAUUUAAGGGGCCUUAUUUUCCCUCCUUUUUUUUUUGUUUCGGAUGGAAUUUCUGCGCAUUUAUUUUGCGCAAUCAUGAUUUAAUUUUUUAGUUUUUUUCUCCAAUUGCUGCAUAUACAAGGAGCCGAAUCAACAGAACCCGCUGUCACUUGGUCACCACGUCUGCUGUCUUAAUUCCUUUUAACUGCUUCAUUAGAGGUUUCGGUAAACUGGCUAACAGAGUAACAUCUGCCCCUGUGGAAUGUGCUAUUUAUUGAAAAUCAUGUUUCUUUGCCUCCCGCUGUUUUUUUUUAACUAAUAAUGUGCAGCUGAUCACCAAAUGCAGUUGGUUCUAAAUGUUGUUCUGUUGGAGGUGGGACGGGGCCAGCCAGUCACAUAGAGCCGUUUAUUCUUUGGUAUGAAAUUCCAUGUAAAGACUUCACUGUGGUUAAACAAGCUAAUAAUUUAUUCUGAUAAUUCUUUUCUUGAAAGUAGUUUUUACUCAAGGUCUUUAUGUUAACUUCCGUUCUGAAUUCUAGUUCCUGUAUAUUCGCAUGACUUGUGAAAACUGUGUACUGUGGUGUAGUUUUAACUUUUUAAAGGAAAAGCUGUCGACGCCUCCUCGGACUGAUGAACCGAGGACUCUGAGGAGGGAAGGUGUUAUUCAGUGUUUUAAAAAAAAAAA
This is a messenger RNA of Stegastes partitus (bicolor damselfish), 2099 nucleotides long. RefSeq names its product transmembrane protein with EGF-like and two follistatin-like domains 1b (gene tmeff1b). The transcript has 9 exons. Bases 293 to 1303 code for a protein of 336 amino acids. Gene Ontology annotation, molecular function: protein binding. Lineage: Eukaryota; Metazoa; Chordata; Actinopteri; Pomacentridae. The record is from RefSeq and is a predicted model, not a curated record. Gene Ontology annotation, cellular component: plasma membrane.